This is a messenger RNA of Lutzomyia longipalpis, 7580 nucleotides long. Its product is annotated as 205 kDa microtubule-associated protein-like. Gene Ontology annotation, biological process: protein dephosphorylation; negative regulation of protein kinase activity. The transcript is spliced from 10 exons. Lineage: Eukaryota; Metazoa; Arthropoda; Insecta; Diptera; Psychodidae. The coding region runs from base 164 to 5215 and encodes 1683 amino acids. Gene Ontology annotation, molecular function: cation binding; protein serine/threonine phosphatase activity. The record is from RefSeq and is a predicted model, not a curated record.
CAAUUGGCGGCAAAAUUUGGCCGUGCGUGCGUGCAAUUUGUGUGUAAAUUAUUUGUUUUGCCCCCAAAAUUGCAUGUUUGAGGUAUUGUGAGUCCGAGAAAUUGAGUGCAAGUGAUUAAGAGUGAGAUUUCAGGUGAUUCAGGUGUAUUCUGUGAGUGAAAACAUGGAACAGAAGCAGUUUUGGGAGGAAUAUCGGAGUUUCUUGGAAACUUUUGCUGCCUCAAUUAAUCCAAACGAUCCACUACCCCUCCGUGUGUCCAGCUACAAUUUGUCCAGCGAUGAAAUUGAUGGAGAAAUUAUCCACUGGGCUCUGCAAUAUUUGUCCUCAAGAAAUUGUCCAUCAACAUUGCUCAAUCCAAUAAUCCGAGCCGUUAUUGAGAAAAUUAAGCAGCAAUGCCAGAAAUCCCCAGACGUCUGUGGCUACAAUCCCGAGAAGAAAUUUUAUCAACCAAUUAAACUGAUGAGAUCAGUCACAGCAAUGGUGGAUGAGGUAUGCCUCAAGGCAUUGGACAAUGCGAAAUUGGAUUUGAUGCUGCCACGGAUAUGCCUGUCGAAAUUGCCACCAAAGUAUGAGGCGUACGCCAUGAAGAAUGGUCGACGAAUAAUGGAGGAUCGGCAUGUGGUGGUUGAUGAUUUCAAUGGAUUGUUCGCCGUCACAGCGAGUGAUUCCCAACGUACCGGCUACUAUGCCAUUUUCGAUGGUCACGGAGGUGUAGAUGCUGCAGCCUACAGUGUUUCACAUCUCCACUACCACCUCGCGGAGAGUGUCUACUACCCCCAUUCACCGGAAGAGGCAAUCAGGGAUGCCUUCAUUCGGACUGAUGAAGCUUUUAUCCAAAAGAACCAAUUUCAUACUCUGAAAGGUGGUACAACGGCCCUAUGUGUGCUACAUCGACCAGAGGAAAAGAAGCUCUAUGUGGGAUGGGUUGGUGAUACACAGGCGCUCUUAGUUAAAAAUCGAAAAGUUUUCCAAACUGUUAAACCCCAUAAGGCUGACGUGGAGUCGGAGCAGAAGAGAAUCGCCAGACAAGGUGGUGCUUGUUUGAUGUUUAAUGGCAUUUGGCGUGUUAAUGGACAAUUAGCAAUCACACGAGCCAUCGGUGAUGUUGACUAUAAACCCUAUGUGACGAGUGAACCGGAAAUAAUGUCCAUUCCACUGGAUGGUGAUGAGGACUUUCUAAUAAUGGCCAGUGAUGGCCUAUGGGACCACGUCAAAGAGGACGAUGCUGCGAUAACUGUGUACAAUAUGGCAGCUCUCAAAGCCACAGACAAUUCAGCGUGUAUUUCAAAGUAUUUGGUGGAUAAGGCAAAGUCAAACGGAUCGACUGACAAUAUCACCAUUAUCAUCGUCUUCCUCAAGGAUCCGGCGAUUAUAGGGAAAUCUGUGGCUGAUUGGGCACAGCAGCAAGUGGCCAUGGAAACUGAGUAUGCAACCAACAAUGAUCCACUGUAUGCGAGUGACCAGAUUAUUGGGACAGCCGGUGGGACGUUGGGUUCCGAAGAGGAGGAAGAUAGUUUGAAUAACUUGGUAAAAACUGCCCCGUCACCGUUGGGGAGUGGUGUGACAAGUAGUGAUCUGCUGGGAGAUGAAAAUAAUUUCUAUUGUGAUACGAAUCUGAAUGGAUCUGGUGUGCUGGAGAUUGAGCAAUCAUCAACGGGAAAGCGUUCAGCUUUGGACAGCAAUGACGAUGAUGGUGAUUUGGGGCCAGAGACAGAUGUCGAUGGUGGGGAUGAGAUUAUGCUGAGCCCAAUGGAGGAUGAUGGCAAUGUGCCGGCAACGAAGGAGGAGAAGCAAUUUGAGCCAAAAGAAAUGGAUGCCAGUGAGGAGACACCAGAAGACUACAAUCCAUUUGCAAUGCAUACCAAUGAGGAGCAAUUUGAAGUGCGCCAGGAGAAUAUCAUAUCAUUCACGGAAAAUACCUACAGUGCACCCAUCUCAGGAGAUGAUAUACCGCCAAUACAGCAACGCAAUCCCUUCGACAUUCCAGUGCAACAGCAAGAUUACUUCCAUGUGGAUGCUGAAAUUUCACAAGAAAACACUCAGGUUGAUCAUGAUGAUGCUGUGCAAGAAGAUGUGCCCAAUGAGAGCCCCGUGGUAUCCACAGAGAGUGACUAUCUCAACCAGAAUGUGGACGUAACGGAUGAUUGUGAGACAAUUGCAAAUGUUCCAGAUGUGGUAGCGGAACAAUUGCCGGAAAUUGCCAACGAUGAGAUUUCUCUCUUUGGCAAAAACCCCGAAAGUGUUGUAGCGCAUGAAGAUGAUGCAGCUGCUCCAGAAGUUUUGGAUCACAUCGAGGCCGUGGAGGAAGACAUUCCCGUAGCCGAACAAGAUGUUAUUCCCGAAGCAAACAUCCCGCAGGAGCAGCAACACCUGGAAGAUGUCAAUUGUGAGAUCACCACCACCUCAGAGGAGCAAAAAUCUGAAUGUGUGGUGGCGGAAUUAACGAGAGAAGAAACACCAACAACGGUAGAAAGUGGAGCAAUUGUUGAGAGUGAAGAGGAAUCCGACGAGGAGUGGAAUUACAUUAAAGGAGAGCACCAGAAGGAGUUGAAAGUGAAGGAAUCUCACGCAGUUUCGCAAGCAAUUGCUGAGUCUCAAGAAGCUUGUUCAGAUCUUAUUAACGAGGACACCUUGUCCGAGAGGGAACCAGAGCUUGUUGAUUUGGAAAAGAAGGAAGAGAGUGAGGAUACAAUGGCGUCUAGAUUAAAUCCUGAUGCACAGGAAUUCGUCCCAUCAUCCCCGGUGAAUUCUCAUGGUGGUGGAUUUAAGGAGAAUAACCAUCAUUUGGGGAUGGUGAAGGAUGAAAUACUGGCGCAGAGUCCGCGAAAGGCUCCUGCCGAGAAUUCUCUCUUUGACCUCCCCGAUGCCGAUCAAUUUAAUGCCGAAAUCUCAAAGUGCCCCCAUGAAUUUGAUGGUGUCUACCUACCGCAAUCACCGACGAAUUAUCAAGAAAUCAAUUUGAAGGAAGCAAUGCAUGGGGAUGAGAAGAAGGAUGAGGGUGUGGAAGAUACAUCAGAGAAAUCUCCACAAACUGUUGAUGAGCAACUAAAUGACAUCAUUAAAAAUAUCCCCGAAAGUUUGGCUCUCGGUGAAACGGUCCCAGGUGAGAGUGAUCCCAUGAAUAUGUCCUAUCAUCAGGAUAUAAAUGACGGAUCAUUCUCGAGGGAUCCACACGACAUGAAUUCCGUGCAGCUGCUUCCGUCCAAAGAGGAACUCGAUGAGUCCGGUGAGGAGGAAACAAAGGAGAAUGGGGAUGUACGUGAUGAGGAUCUCAAACCUGAGGAGGAUAUGUUUCAGAGUGAGGAGCCAGAGCGUCGGUAUGAGAUUGAAUCGGAGAAGCCAGAGUCAGAAUUGGAAGCGGCAUCGGUAUUGUUGGAUUUUGCACAUCAAAAGCCAGAUUUGGUUGACUUCAUGGGAGGGGGUGUUAAUCCAAUUGUGCCUCAGGAGCAGAAUAAUGUUAGUGUGACAGAUUUAGAUUCGGACUUUACAGGAAUUGCACAACAGGCCAAAAUGCCCGUAGAUGCAUUUGUAUCUUCCAAUGCCAGGGUAGAUGAACAGGGUAUGGAUUUGAAUUUACUCCCGGAAUCCGAAUCCAAAAGUCAAAUGGACGAGAAGGAGCUCAAUGUUGAGGAUUCUCCUGAAUCUGAUCAUUGUUUCCUCAAGGAAUCCGCAACGGAUUUGAUGGUAGAACAGGAGGAGACUGUUGUGCCGAGUAAAGUUGAAACGCCACCACCAACGCCUGCUGUUAACAAUGGUAUGAUUGAAAUUCCCGAAGCAAUGCGUCUGACUAGUCCUGAGCCACAUAAACUCAUGGAGGCUGUGGAGAAAUUGGCUGAACCAUCUGAACCGAUUGAACCUGCUGCCGUGGAGGCAGAGAUUGUUAAGCAGGAGGUGAAAAUUGUGGAAGAAACGAGUAAGACUGAGGUGGAGGAGAAGAAGGAUGAUGAAUCUGUGCUUCCAGCUGUUUUGGGAGUAGCAUCAGCCGGGGUUGCUGUAGCAGCUGUAACAACAUUGCUGGCAGCUGCCACAGAACCGGCCAAGGAGGAGGAAGUGAAGAAGGCAACAAAAGCUCCAGCUGAGAGUUCCAAGAAGGAUGAACCAAAAGCUAAACCACGUACGACUAAGCCCAUGGGGACAGCUAAGCCAGCCACAGCAACUGCAGCACCACGAGCUGGUGCAAAACCAGCCACAGCUGCGGCGGGUAAAACAUCACCGGUGAAGCCACCAUCCACACUCAGCACUCGUCCAAAGUCAAGUCCAGCGGCGACUACGAAACCUCCAACUAGCACAACAGCCAAAUCGCCUCUUACAGCCACAAGGAAACCUCUGGCAUCACCGUCAACAGCUACUAAAUCGCCAUUGGCCACAACUGGAACCACCAAAGCAACAGCAGCCCCACGUGUCUCAUCAGCUACGAAAUCUCCCCUAACCCGACCAACAUCCACCACAACCGCCAAAACGUCGUCAACGGCUGGAGCUACUACGAAGACCACGACAACCACGACAGCAGCAGGAAAUGUUAAGAAGACGACAUCGACAGUGACAGCAACAAAGAAUCUGUCAUCGAAACCAACUGUGCUGUCGGCAAGGCCCAAAGUGCCAGCAGCAGGUGGUACUUCCGUAGCGAGCUCCACCACGACGACAGUGACGAAAACCACACGCACAGCCCUCUCGUCGGCAAAACCGAGAGUACCGAGUGCAACGACCACGACCACUACGACUCGAACAUCAGCUGGAGCGGCAAAGGACAAAGAUGCAGCCGCCACGAAAACGUCCACCACGACAACGAGGACAACAUCCCGGCCCAUGUCGGCAAGUACGAAGCCCAUUGCGCCAAAGCCCACAAUUACAUCGACAUUGCGGAAGACAGCUGAUGCCACAUCAAAGGUUACAACAACUAGCUCUGCAAGGAAUGGCGUAAAGACAACAACAACGACCACUUCAACGGUGGCAAAGAGGCCGGGAUCACUCACAUCGCGUACGACGACAACAACAACAACAACCAAAAAGGCAACAACAACAAAACUGAGUGAGAAAAAGCCCGUGUCAACGGUGACGGAAAUUAAGACGAUCGAAGUGACGGAGAAGCUGUCGAAUGGUGAUGUUUUGCAUACAGAGGGGAAUGUUGAUGGGAUUGAGGUGAAAAAGGUGGAGGAAUCUCAAAAAAUUCACGACAAUGCAGCCCAAUUGAUAAUUGACCUCAAAAAUGAUUAAGCUGUGUAUCCACACAAUUUCUAAUCUCUCUCUUCAUUUUGUAAUUUAUGAAGGAUUUUUUUUUUCAUCACUUUAAUAUUCUUUAUUUUAUCACUACUUUUUAUCUCGAUAACAGACCAAUCAAAGCUGAAUUGUUUGAGGUGCGCCGGCAGCGUUGAUGGCAAGCAAAGAAAAUAUUUUUGAGUGAGAGAGUUUUGCAAAAGGAAGAAAUUUGUAUAGGGAGAAGAAGAAGUAAAAAUUGAGAACGAAAUUAGGCACAACGAGAGGAAGUCGUUAUUAUUCUGAAAUAUUGACUUUUUUAAAAAAAAAAUCAUGUUUAUCGUCUAACAAGACGGCUAUUUUAGUUUAUUUUUAGUGACAUUUUUUUUAAUUUGAUAUUGUUUGAUUGCACAUACACCAAUUUUUUGUCUUUCAAGUUGCUUUUUAUCAUUUUUUGUUUUGUCGCAAAAUGCGAAGAAAAAGAAAAUUUAUCUAAACUUUUAAUCGAAUCACACGUAAUCUAGCGCAUACAAUUGAAAAUAUUAAUCUAACUGCAAUACUAAUCAUUCAUAUAAUUGAUAAAAUUAAAAGAAUAAAAAAAUAAAAGAAACUUAAUGGAUGAGAGAAAAUGCAAAAGAUAAGGGGAGGAAUCAAAAGGAAUGCCGGAAGGAACAAGAAUUAUGUAUUGGAGAAAAAAAAAACAUGAAAUAAUUACCAAUUUAUGGAAAAGUAGUGAUUAAAUCUUAUAUGUGCUUAUAUCGUAAUAAAUAAAAUAAAAUAAAGAAAACGGAUAAUAUGAGAAGAUGCGCAAAAAAUAUAGGAAUGUGUUUGAUGUGAAAAGUAAAAUUUUUUAUCAAUACGAGAGAUAUUACACGAAAUAAUGCACGUAAAAAUGAUAAUUCAUUAAACUAAAAAAAAAAUACAUUACCUAACUAAUUAUCCUCUUAAAAAACAAACUUAAACACACAUUAACUAAUUAAAAAAGAAAAAAAAAGCCGAAAUGAGAUAGUAAAAAAAAAAGUAUAAUUGUUGUCUGACGCGCUUGGUAAUGAAUUUUCAUUUUUUAAAAAUGAAAAUUGCUUCAUUGACUUCAUGAAGGGACUUUUGUGGAUGGGGGGAUUGGGGGCCAAUUUAAUUUGGAAGAUGUUUGAAGAAGAAAAAAAUGCUCACAGUGCUGGAGGAUUGAGUCAGAUUAAUAAAUUUAAUAUUUCGAGUUGCCUGUUAAAUGUUGCUUUGCCUUAUUACAGUUUUUACUAUACAAUGUAUUUUUAAUGAAAGAAAAAAAAAAGAUUAUCAGUGAGUAAAUAACAAUUUUGAAUGAUAAAUAAAAUAUUAACAAGUAUAUCGUACACAGUGGUAAGUGAGAGAACUUUACAAACAAAAAGAAUUAUAAUUUUAUUCCCUUAUUAAAAUAUAUGUGAGAGUCUCUAAAAGUAAUUGAAUGUUGGAAGAAAAUUUACAAAAAACUCAUUUAGUUUUCCAACCAAAUUGUCCCAGUUAAAUGAAUUUUUCGGUGUUUGAUUUAAAGUGCAAAUUAAACCUGAAAAAUAAACCCCAUUUGCAUCACAGAAAUAUCUUCUAGAAUGAAAAAUAAUACCUAAAGAAGUUUUUAAAAUCCUUAAAAGAAAUUAAAAUAGCAGUCAUCACAUUAAAAUUUCCACACAAUUUAAUUAUUUUUAGAUGCUCUGAUUUAACUAUUAAAAGGGGUAUGAUAUGAGUAUUAUAGGAAUUUUCUUUAACCUGUUUUUCAUUUUUGUUUUAAUUCUGAAUUCAAAGACUUGAUAUUUUUUGGUUAUAAAAAAACACGCGAAAAAGAACCUUUUUACAAUCCUUGUUCUAAUUAUUAUAUUAAAAAGAAAUUGUGUUGAAAGAAACUAAAAAAAAAUAUUUCACAAAAUUCUCUCAUUAUAUUAGUUUGAAAAAAAAGAGAGCUAUAGAGCGAAAAGAAAUCCCUCUAUAUUAGAAAAAAUAAAUAAAUUAAUAGAAAUUGAUUUAAAGAAAAAUUGCACGGAAGUUUUUGCUUUUGGUUUUUAUUUCCCAAAAAAAAUUAUAAGAGAUUAUUUAUCAAGAUUUUUUUCUUAUUUAGUUUUAAAUGAAAUGAAAAAAAAAUUAUAGGAAUUGACAUAUUGAUUUUUUUUGCCUGAAAAUUAUGUAUCCUUAAAUUGGGAUUGCGCAAAAAGAAAUAAAAAUCAAAUCAGCACGUUUUUUUUUUUAAUAUGCGAUAUUAUCAGCAAAUAGAAAGUGAACUUUAUAUUUGAGAGUAAAAAGAAAAAAUUUGAGCAAGAACAAAAAAAAGGUAUAAACAUAAGAUUUUUCUAGAUUGUAAAGCAUUUCUUACAUAUAUUAUUUUGAUAUAAAAUAUAUUUAUAAAUUUUAUGAAGGACAA